AUGGUAACUUCAGAUCAUAAACCAAAUCUUAUGUUUUCCCAAUACGAAAUUGCCAACAUUAAAUCUGUUUGGUUAUCCUUAGAUUUAUGUGAAAAUUUUAGUGAUAGUAAUAUUUGCACCAAAAAUUCCAUUCCUAUGUUUACUUAUAAUAAGAUUAAUAUGGAAAGAUUCCAAAUUGAAUUGGGAUUAAAUAUUUUCAACAGUGAAUUGACAUCUCGAAAUGUCGUUAGAAUUUCAAAUUAUAACAUUGGCUUAUUAGAUAGAUAUUCCAUACUAUUGUCUAACCAAAAUGUUGAAUUAAUUAAAAAUGAUUAUCAAGUUGACUCAUUUAUAAAUCUAAUUACUAUUAUGAUAUAUCAUUUAGAAUAUGGUAAAUCCGUUCCUCAAGAUUUCAUUGUACAAUUAGCUAAAAUCAAUUCAAGAUUAUAUUCCAUAAAUUGUCGAAAUUACGCCAUUUUGGGAAAUUCAUUAAUUAAAACAAUUGCAUUCUUCUCAAUGAGAUUUAAUGGUGAUAAAAGACAAAUAUUCAGUAAGUUUCUUUCCAAGUUAUUAACAGCAUUGGUUUAUUAUUCUCAUGAUUCUGGUAUUAUUAAUAUUGCUCAAAUUCAUGAUCAUUUAUCCAAUGGUAAAUCCAUUCAUCAAACUAUUUCAAAUAACCUACAUGACAAUCAAAUUCAUCCUACUUUAACAAAUGGUUCAACUUCAACAAUUUCAAACUCUUAUAGUCCACCACGUAAAUCAAGUACAAUGUCAAUAUUUUCACAACCAUCUGAAUGUACUGAAGAUUCUUCACUUUUAUCAUUAACAAUGGGUGAUAAUAAUUCAGAAAUAUCAUCCGAGAUCCCUCCUGAUGAACAACUGAUUAUCGCAAAUAUGACUAAACCAAUUAAUUUUAAUUUCAGUGAAGGUAUUGCUGAAGAAGUUGAAGUUGAAGAAGCUGAUCCAGAAGCAGAAGAAGCUACAAUUACUCAAUCUUAUGAUGAUGGUAAUAUUCCUGAUGAUUCCUAUGAUUAUCUUAAUUCAUUUGGUUUAUCAGAAAUUGACAACUCUCCAAUUCAAGAGCCUGAACUUCCUUCAAAUAAUGAUUUUGAUGAUUUAAAGAGUUUAGAAUCUACGAAAUCAAAUAUGUCGUCAUUUAAAAACUGGAAUAAAUUCAAGAGAAGUAAAAAAGAAAAGAAAUUUGUUAGUAAGAAUUUAGUUAGAACUCAAACUAAUGGUUCUUUCAAUUCAAUUAGUCGUCGCUCAGUUGUCGGUGAAGAUGAUGGUUGUGUUGUCAUGUAG
Candida tropicalis MYA-3404 is the source of this 1281-nucleotide messenger RNA. RefSeq lists its product as uncharacterized. The record is from RefSeq and is a predicted model, not a curated record. Bases 1 to 1281 code for a protein of 426 amino acids. NCBI's taxonomy places the organism in Eukaryota, Fungi, Ascomycota, Pichiomycetes, Serinales, Debaryomycetaceae. The transcript has a single exon.